Messenger RNA from Striga asiatica, 3386 nucleotides. Lineage: Eukaryota; Viridiplantae; Streptophyta; Magnoliopsida; Lamiales; Orobanchaceae. The record is from the annotation of a GenBank genome assembly.
GCAAGCAGAAAGAAGCAUUGACCUGGCAAGGUUGAAUCUACAUGGCAAAGUUUUAUUGGAAAUUACACUAAACGUGAGACGUGGUGUUUGUCUAGUGGAUCAGAGCCGUAGUGGUAAAACCCAACACUCACAGACAGAACUACCCCUCAAAUGUCAAAUGCAUGAAAUCAUAGAGAUUCCGCCGUGGACUCUCAACAAAAUCAAUUGCCCUUUACAUCCCCAAUCUGAAAAACCCUAGCCAUAUUCUUCCCCAGUUACUCUUUGGGAAACCCGUGAAGCGGGACCACCAUAGAAUAUUUCGAAGCUGAUUUUGUUUUGGGGAAACCAAGUAAUCUGGUGGAAUAAAAGGAUAAAAUCAUUUAUUGAUAUCAGCUUCGUUUCUGAUUUGUACUGCAACCGUAACAAAAGUCAAGAUGCAGCGUCAAGGUUCAGGGGGCGACUUGCCCCAUAGUGGCGAGUUUAACUCUUUUCCCGUGGGACGAAGGGUGAACUCCUUCCAAGCGAUCACGAUGGAUGAUGAUGUGGAGGGUGGGAAUCUGGGGCCUUAUCAGGAAAAGCCAAGGAUAUUCCCGAACAUGCGUAGUAAACCUUACACACCUCUUAGUUACAUAUUUAAAGACAUGCCUCUAUUGGUCUUAAGUAAUGCUUUCUCAAGCACUUUAAUUUGUGUUUCCUGUCCUCAUUAUGUUCGUACACGGACUCCAAAAUUCUUUACACAGAUCUUCCGCCUAAUUAUGAGAAUAAAUAUUCGUGUUCUUAUGGUGCUCCUGCUUGUUGGAGUCUGCGCUCUGGUUUACAUUGGUGCUAGUACAUCACCAAUUAUUGUGUUUGUAUACUCAGUAUGCGUUAUCAGCUUUCUCGUGUCUAUAUAUCUCACAAAGUGGGUACUCGCUAAGGAUGAGGGGCCUCCUGAGAUGGUGCAGAUAUCAGAUGCUAUACGUGAUGGUGCUGAAGGUUUCUUUAGGAUCCAGUAUGGAACUAUCUCAAAGAUGGCCGUUUUACUUGGACUAGUUAUUCUUAGCAUAUACCUGUUUCGCAGUACAACGCCUCAGCAAGAAUCUUCUGGUCUGGGAAGGGCAACAUCAGCUUAUAUUACUGUUGCUUCUUUUCUUCUUGGGGCUCUAUGUUCUGGUGUUGCUGGCUAUGUAGGGAUGUGGGUUUCAGUACGUGCAAAUGUCCGAGUUUCAAGUGCAGCAAGAAGAUCUGCAAGAGAGGCAUUGCAGAUUGCUGUUCGUGCUGGUGGCUUUUCUGCUUUGGUAGUUGUUGGAAUGGCUGUCAUUGGUAUUGCUAUUCUUUAUGCAACUUUUUACGUCUGGUUGGGGGUCGAUUCACCUGUACCUCUUCUUCUUGUUGGAUAUGGUUUUGGGGCCUCAUUCGUUGCACUUUUUGCCCAGUUGGGCGGUGGGAUAUAUACAAAAGCAGCUGAUGUUGGAGCUGACCUCGUUGGAAAAGUGGAGCAAGGUAUUCCUGAAGACGAUCCACGUAAUCCUGCUGUCAUUGCCGAUUUGGUUGGCGACAAUGUCGGUGACUGUGCUGCGCGAGGUGCUGAUCUGUUUGAAAGUAUUGCUGCAGAAAUUAUUAGUGCAAUGAUUCUAGGUGGAACAAUGGCACAACGGUGUAAGAUUGAAGAUCCAUCGGGUUUCAUUUUGUUUCCUCUUGUUGUCCACUCAUUUGACCUGAUAAUAUCAUCGGUUGGAAUCUUUUCCAUUCGAAAUACUCGGGACUCUGGAAAGAUUGGGGUUAUUGAAGACCCAAUGACAAUACUUCAGAAAGGGUAUUCCGUGACAAUACUUUUAGCUGUUCUGACAUUUGGUGUGUCCACGCGCUGGAUGUUGUAUACUGAACAAGCGCCUUCUGCUUGGUUGAACUUUGCUUUAUGUGGUUUGGUUGGGAUUAUGACGGCGUAUAUCUUUGUGUGGAUAACAAAAUACUACACUGAUUACAAGCACGAGCCAGUUCGCUCGUUAGCACUUUCAAGCUCAACCGGACAUGGGACUAACAUAAUUGCUGGAGUUAGUCUGGGACUCGAGUCGACAGCUCUUCCCGUACUUGUCAUAAGCGUAUCAAUUAUAUCUGCAUAUUGGUUGGGCCAUAGUUCAGGACUAGUUGAUGAGUCUGGAAGUCCAACUGGUGGGUUGUUUGGGACAGCUGUUGCAACAAUGGGGAUGCUCAGCACAGCAGCUUAUGUACUCACAAUGGAUAUGUUUGGCCCAAUUGCUGAUAAUGCGGGUGGAAUUGUUGAAAUGAGUCAACAGCCUGAAAGUGUGCGUGAAAUUACCGACGUUCUUGAUGCGGUCGGUAAUACGACAAAAGCUACUACCAAAGGCUUUGCAAUUGGAUCUGCUGCACUCGCAUCUUUUCUUCUGUUCAGUGCUUACAUGGAUGAAGUAGCUUCCUUUGCCCACGUUGACAUUGCCAUCCCUGAAGUGUUUGUUGGUGGACUAUUGGGAUCUAUGCUUAUAUUUCUGUUCAGUGCAUGGGCUUGUGCUGCUGUUGGUAGAAGUGCUCAAGAGGUAGUUAAUGAAGUGAGAAGACAGUUCAUUGAGAGGCCAGGAAUUAUGGAUUAUAAGGAGAAACCCGAUUAUGGUCGUUGUGUAUCUAUUGUUGCAUCAGCAUCUCUAAGGGAGAUGAUUAAGCCUGGAGCAUUGGCCAUUAUAUCACCUAUAGAGAAUGAUCGUAACACUUUGUUGUGCACCUUUCGAAAUAUUAACAUGGUUGAAGCCAGUUUUCUGUUCCGGGUGCUAGGCUACUAUACAGGUCAUCCUCUGCUUGGGGCCAAAGUUGUGGCUGCCAUGUUGAUGUUUGCUACUGUUUCGGGCAUUCUAAUGGCCCUAUUCCUAAACACUGCUGGAGGUGCCUGGGAUAAUGCUAAGAAGUACAUCGAGACAGGUGCUCUUGGAGGCAAAGGGAGUGAUUGUCACAAAGCAGCUGUUACUGGUGACACUGUGGGCGACCCGUUUAAAGACACAGCAGGUCCAUCCCUUCAUGUUCUCAUCAAAAUGUUGGCUACAAUUACUCUGGUGAUGGCUCCUGUGUUUCUGUGAAUGAUUUAUCGGUCAUCGAAUGGCGCGCCAUUUUUACUCGGACUAACUUGUACUGAAUAUACAAAUGAGUUUUUUUUUUUUGGGAUGUAAUUUAUGGUGUACUUUGCUGUAACUAAAGUUAUUAGUAACAUCCUUUUUUCCCCUUUUCUUUUUUGUUGUUGUUUAGAUUUUCUUUGGGAAGGAGAUUUAAUGUUAGUUUGCUUUGUGACUGAUGCAUAGUUGGCACUGUCUGUCUAUUACCAUUUAAGUUGGGCUGAUUUUGGAGCUUUUUAACUUUUUAUGAGGAAGACCAACAAAUAAAAGGAUGACAAGUAGUGAUGGAUUCUUCUGAGCUCUAUUCCU